AAAAACCGAUAAAUUAGCGCGAUUGGGCCAGCUGUCAACGCGGCAGUUGGCAACGCGGUCCGACUGUCAAAGCAAAAUCCGAUAAUAAAAAGUUGUCUCCGCAUUAAGAGAUCACAGGAAUAUUUUCCAGCAUUUCGAAAAUAUGAUACGGGCACCGCUAGUCAAGGCGCUGGGCGCUCUGGGCUCGCCCACACAUCAGAUGGCCAGCCGGGCGGUGCGAACCAGCGCCAUGGUGGCCCAGACACCGGCGAAGGCGCCCGAGAAGAUCGAGGUCUUUGUGGAUGACAUUCCCGUGCAGGUGGUACCCGGCACCACUGUCCUCCAGGCUGCUGCCCAGAUCGGCGUGGAGAUACCCAGAUUCUGCUACCACGAACGUCUUGCGGUGGCCGGCAACUGCAGAAUGUGCUUGGUCGAGGUGGAGAAGAGUCCCAAGCCAGUGGCCGCCUGCGCCAUGCCCGUGAUGAAGGGCUGGCGCAUCAAGACCAACUCGGAUCUGACCCGCAAGGCGCGCGAGGGCGUCAUGGAGUUCCUGCUGAUGAACCAUCCGCUGGAUUGUCCCAUCUGCGAUCAGGGCGGCGAGUGUGAUCUGCAGGAUCAAGCCAUGGCCUUCGGUUCCGAUCGAUCCCGCUUCACGGACAUUAACUACACGGGCAAGCGAGCUGUCGAGGACAAGGACAUCGGACCGCUAGUGAAGACUAUUAUGACGCGCUGCAUCCACUGCACCCGCUGUGUGCGUUUCGCUUCCGAGAUCGCCGGCGUUGAUGACCUGGGCACCACUGGCCGUGGCAACGACAUGCAGAUCGGCACCUACGUGGAGAAGCUCUUCCUUACCGAACUGUCCGGCAAUGUGAUCGACCUGUGCCCCGUGGGAGCGCUGACCAACAAGCCGUAUAGUUUUGUGGCCCGUCCCUGGGAGAUCAGGAAGGUGAGCAGCAUCGAUGUGCUGGAUGCUGUCGGCAGCAACAUUGUGGUCAGCACUCGCACAAACGAGGUGCUGCGCAUUCUGCCCCGUGAGAACGAGGACGUUAACGAGGAAUGGCUUGCGGACAAAUCGCGCUUCGCCUGCGAUGGUCUGAAGCGCCAGCGCUUGGUGGCUCCCAUGGUGCGCAUGCCCAACGGCGAACUGCAGGCCGUGGAGUGGGAGGGCGCCCUCAUUGCCGUGGCCAAGGCCGUCAAGGCAGCCGGUGGACAGAUUGCCGGCAUUUCCGGCCAGCUGGCCGAUCUGGAGGCUCAGGUGGCCCUUAAGGAUCUGCUGAACCGUCUGGGCAGCGAAGUGGUCGCCACUGAACAGGGCUUUGUUGCCGGUGGCACUGAUAAUCGUGCUAAUUACCUCUUGAACAGUACCAUCGCCGGCUUGGAGGAGGCCGACGCCGUUCUCCUGGUGGGCACCAAUCCCCGUUACGAGGCUCCUUUGGUCAACACCCGUCUGCGCAAGGCCUAUGUCCACAACGAACUGCAGAUUGCCUCGAUUGGACCCAAGAUCGAUCUGUCCUACGACCACGAGAACCUUGGCGCCGAUGCCGCUUUGGUCAAGGACGUGUGCUCCGGAGCUCAUGCGUUCUCCAAAGUUCUGGAGGGUGCCAAGAAGCCGGCCAUCAUCAUUGGAGCCGAUCUGUUGGAGCGUGCCGAUGGUGCCGCCAUUCACGCCACCGUUGCCGAGUACUGCAAGAAGCUGAAGAAGCCGAACUGGAACCCCUUCAAUGUGCUGCAGACGAACGCCGCCCAGGUGGGCGCUCUCGAUGUGGGCUACAAGGCUGGUGCACAGACCGCUGUGAAGGCCCAGCCCAAGGUGCUGUUCCUGUUGAACGCCGACGCCGGCAAGGUGACCCGUGAGCAGCUGCCCAAGGACUGCUUUGUGGUCUAUAUUGGAUCGCACGGUGACAAUGGCGCCUCCAUUGCCGAUGCCGUGCUGCCAGGUGCCGCUUACACAGAGAAGCAGGCCAUCUACGUGAACACGGAGGGCAGGCCGCAGCAGACGCUGCCUGGUGUUUCGCCACCGGGCAUGGCACGCGAGGACUGGAAGAUACUGCGCGCUCUGUCCGAGGUGGUGGGCAAGCCGCUGCCGUACGACAACUUGGAUGAGCUGCGUAACCGUCUGGAGGAUGUGGCGCCACAUCUAACGCGCCUGGGACACUUGGAGCCAGCCGGCGAUGCCGGAGCAGCGGGCGCUAUCAGCAAAUCCAUCGGCGGUGGCCCCAUCGAUCUUAAGCUAAAGGAGCUGCGCGACUACUUCAUGACCGAUGCCAUUUCGCGCGCCUCGCCCACCAUGGCCAAGUGCAUAUCGGCGGUCAACAAGCAGCAGCGGGAGAACGAGGCCAAGCAGAGUGUGGCUAUCUAGGCGUCCACCCUCGCGUCUGAUCUAAUAACUAAUUAAUGUUUUUUUUUUAAACUCUGCUCUUCGAACUUUUGCGCCGCCACUCCCCCACUUACAAAACGGACACGAAGACAGCAGGACGCGCCGCAGGAUGAGCCAGCGCAGGAGCGGAAUGAGGAGCAGGUUCGAUAGGCGGCUGCAGAGGCGCCAGCGCUGGGUCAGUUGUAAAUGAAAAAGUCUUACGUUGUUCAAAACAAAGGAGUUAUUCAAUACGAGAAAUAGGAAAACCAAAAUAAAAAAAUGUAAUAGAAAAUA
Drosophila yakuba is the source of this 2629-nucleotide messenger RNA. RefSeq names its product NADH-ubiquinone oxidoreductase 75 kDa subunit, mitochondrial (gene ND-75). Bases 143 to 2338 code for a protein of 731 amino acids. Lineage: Eukaryota; Metazoa; Arthropoda; Insecta; Diptera; Drosophilidae. Gene Ontology annotation, biological process: ATP synthesis coupled electron transport. Gene Ontology annotation, molecular function: iron-sulfur cluster binding; NADH dehydrogenase (ubiquinone) activity. Gene Ontology annotation, cellular component: membrane. The record is from RefSeq and is a predicted model, not a curated record. The transcript has 6 exons.